CGCCAUAAUAAAUCAAUCCAUCAUGGACAGCCCAAAGGACCUCCUCGAGCUACCAAGCAGUCUUCGAGUCAUCUCUCUCAACUGCUGGGGCCUCAAAUUCCUCAGCAAACACCGCCACGCCCGGCUCGUCGAAAUCGGCCAUCAACUCGCCAACGCCUCUCCAGCACCCCAAAUCGUCGGCCUCCAAGAAUGCUGGACGCAAGAAGACUUUCUCGCCAUACGCGAACUCACCCAACACAUCCUCCCCUACGGCAAAUUCUACUUCAGCGGGAUCUUCGGUGGCGGACUGGCAAUCUUAUCGAAAUGGCCGAUCGAGGAAAGUUCCAUGUAUCGCUACCCACUCAACGGACGACCCGCGGCUUUCUUCCGAGGAGACUGGUAUGUCGGCAAAGGCGUGGCGUGUGCGCGGAUCCGGAUCGGAAAGGGUGUCAAGGAUGUCGUGGAGGUGUUUUGCACGCAUUUACAUGCUCCGUAUGAGCGCGAGCCGAACGACUCGUAUAUUUGCCAUCGAACCGCGCAGGCGUGGGAGAUUGCGAAGUUGAUGCGUCAUGCUGUGGAGAGAGGGCAUAUGGUCAUUGGACUGGGAGACUUCAAUAUGGUGCCGUUGAGUUUGGCGCAUCGACUUAUUGAAGCGCAUGGUGCGGUUAAGGAUGUCUGGAGGAUUGUACAUCCGGACUCGGCGGUGGGGAGCGCGGAUAGUGAAGCUGAGAUGGCGAGGGGGAAGGCGGUGCCGACGAGUCAGCAGUGUUUGGAUGUUCAUGGCACGACGUGCGAUCAUCGCAUGAAUACGUGGCGGUGGAGUAAACAGAUGCGGAAGGAUCUGGAUCGAGGGAAUGAAGCUGAGAUUGACCCUAAUGAGCUGGAUCACAAAGCGAGACGGCUGGAUUACAUUUUCUUUGCGGACAACUCGGAGCAUACUGGCCAACAAUGGAAAGUGGAGAACGUCGAGGUGGGAAUGACGAUGCGACAUCCUACAUUGAGAUGCUCCCUGAGCGAUCACUUCUCGAUCGAAACGACACUCACACGACACCCUGGCUCUACCCAAUCAAAGAGCCCAGCUCGAUCACACAUCCAACCCCUUGACCACGAGACCUACCUCCUUAUCCAAGCCAUGAUCUCCAAAUACGACCUUCGCGAACGGACCCAACGCCGCUACAGACUCACUCACUUCGGCGCCGAGAUCGUCAUCACAAUCGGCUGCUGGGUGGCAGUAUGGUGGUCGCCACGCAACUACGUCUCCUUCCUGCUCAUGCUUCUGAGUACGUUGGGUCUCAGCUGCGGUGUGCUGGACGGACUGAUGGGCGGGCUAUUUGUCGGAAGUGAGAUUCGCGCGUUGAAGGAAUUUGAGUACGAGAUCGGGUAUGCGGCGGAGCUGGCGAAGGAGGUGCACGGGAAGGGAUAUAGCGAAGAAUCGGCGGACAGGGAUCUGGUGACGGCUACGAAGCAGGCGCUGAGGAGUCGGGAUGGGAUGAGGCAUGGUGGGUCAUCGUAG
Molecule: messenger RNA, 1492 nt
Organism: Zymoseptoria tritici IPO323
Lineage: Eukaryota; Fungi; Ascomycota; Dothideomycetes; Mycosphaerellales; Mycosphaerellaceae
Exons: 1
Coding region: 23-1492 (489 amino acids)
Cellular component (GO): cytoplasm
Molecular function (GO): sphingomyelin phosphodiesterase activity
Source: RefSeq, a predicted model, not a curated record